GGGGCUGACCCUAUCAGAAGAGGGUGGCGGUGGGGCCGGGGCCGGGCGCUGGCGGCAGGCUCCGCAGAGCCGUCCUGCAGCCCCCACCGUGGCCGGUGUGUCCGCAGCGCCUUGGGGAGCGCGGGAACCAAGGGAGCCCGCGCGUUCGGCUGAACUCCGGGGUCCGCAGCGCGGGAAGGCGCCGGCAGAGGAAAAAGUUUAGAGAGACAUGGAGCUUGAAAGAAUCAUUCGAGACACACUAACACACUUCAUCCAGUCCCACAUCCCUGCAGCAGACCUCAGUGGGAUGGAUGAUGUUUUCUUCUCCUAUAUCACGGGUGUCCUGGAAGAGCUGGGCUCACCAGAGUCCUCUGAGGAGACUUUUGACAUGGACACUUUUGUGGAAAUGAUGGAGGCAUAUAUCCCUGGCUUUGCAGAAAUCCACAGUGAGGAUGUUUGUGAAAUGAUGUUCUCUCUCUCAGAGAGGCUUGGUGAAGCUCGCAACACAGAAAAACCUGGCCAAAAGGCUGUGGAAAAUGGAAGUGAAGCACCCUCUGAAGACCUGAUCAAGGGCCAGGAGCCUGGAGCUGGAGCCUGCAACGGGGAAGGGCAGUGCACUCUAACAGACGGAGCCGGGGCCCAGGAAGGCAAUAACUUGAAGGAUGGUGUGGAGCUGCUGCUGGAGAUGUUCCCAGCUUGUACCAUGAGCCAGGCAGAGAAGGCGCUCGCCAUGGCCUUGGGGAACUUGGAGGAGGCAGUGCAGUUAAUUGUGGAUGAGAAAGUGGAAAUUGGCCCAGCAGGUGCGAGUGUGAAGGAACUGGCACGGCCUCGCAGAGCACCCAACCAUGAGGAACUCAAACAGGUUAUCCUACAGAAAUACAUGAUGGUGGAUAGUGCAGAUGAUCAGAAAACCCACCGACCAGCUCCACCCAAAGAGGCUCCCAAGAAGUUGAUCCGCUAUAUUGAUAACCAGGUGGUUAGUACAAAGGGAGAGAGGUACAAAGACAUCAAGAAGCCUGAGAGCGAGGAGAUGAAAAGAACCUACAUUAGCCUCAAACCAGCCAGGAAGUAUAAGUUCCACUGACAGCCAGGUCCUCCUGUUCUUCAGCUUCCACCUCGCCAGCCAGGCUUGGCAGGGUGGACACACAGCACUAGGAAUGAGGGGACUCCUCCACCUGCCACUAACUGGAACUAACCCAGGAGCCAAGACACUACUUCCAGCUUCCUCAACUAAUACAGCUGAGGGGAGACCUCUCCUUGUGUAGCUGUCCCUCUGCCCCCAAGGGCACACUGCAGUGAUUCUCCAGGGCCUGGGCAUUCUCUGCUAUACCAUGCAUGGGACAUUUUUAGAUCUAAGAUGUGGCUUGUGCUUUUGCAGCAACCUUUUUACAAGUCUGCACUGUUGCUUUAAACUGCGUGCCAGUAUUAAUAAAGAUUAUGUGAGUUGGUGUGUAGUUCA
Molecule: messenger RNA, 1438 nt
Organism: Melopsittacus undulatus (budgerigar)
Lineage: Eukaryota; Metazoa; Chordata; Aves; Psittaciformes; Psittaculidae
Gene: CUEDC2
Product: CUE domain containing 2
Exons: 9
Coding region: 209-1063 (284 amino acids)
Source: RefSeq, a predicted model, not a curated record